AUGUCGGGAGGUGUGACAGUGACAGAGGUCAUCGUGCUGCCCUGUGAAAGCAGGAGGUGGGGACAUGGAGCGGGAGAGGAAAGAGGAGGCUUGGGUGAUAUCUGGACUGGAGGUGUGCCACAGCGUGGCAGCAUGCCAGCGGGGCCCACCAUUGCCCUCUUCUGUCUUUGCCUUGUUAAUCCAACCUGCCUUAAAUCCUUGAUGACAGGUGAGGAUAAAAUGCCAGUGACAGAACAGACCCAUCUGGAUGAGUUGCCUGUGGACAGCCCCAUGGGCAUGUGUGGGAAUUUUGCUGUCCUGGUGGAUCUUCACAUACUGCCACAAGGUUCAAACAAAGAUAACAGCUGGUUUUCUGAACAGAAGAAAGAGGAAGUCUGUUUACUGUUAAAAGAAACCAUUGAUUCAAGAGUUAAGGAGUACUUGGAAGUUCGUAAACAGCACAGGCCAUCAAAUACAGAAUUCACAAGAUCCAGUCCCUUGACCUUAAAAGGUUAUGGCUUUCAAAUCACAGCCUAUUUCCUCAAGAGAGGGAUACGCCUUCACUGUUUCGGGGGUUCACAGAGGACUGAGCUCCGUGUAUUUCCUGACAGAUUUGUGGUCUGUGUAAGUCAGCUCUCAUUCAGUCGUGAUCUUUUGGCAAGUCAGAAUGAAGAAUUGACGGAAGGAGCUCUCCACGGAGCGUCUGAUUAUUUUGCUGAGUGUGCAGAGAGUUCACUUCCUCCCAGUGCAAAGCGCAAGAGAAACGCUCGGAAAGAAAUUGCAAAAAGAACUGAAACAAAAGGCAGCGUUGUGAGCAAAUCAUGGAGCAGCAGGGACAUUGUGGGAACUUCUACUGACCCAGUGAUGGCGGAGAUAACGAGGAGGAGGGGUGACAGUUGGGCUUCAACCAGUCCCCCAUCAGAGUCCACAGGACAAGCAGAAGAUUACAUAAAGGCAGCCAAGAGCCACUGGGGGCUUCCUGUUCAAAAGCUGGAAAAUGUUCAUCAGACCCAGCCAGAAGACACUAGCAGCCAGCAAAAACCUCAUUUCGGGGAGUGGUUAGAGACAGGGCUUCUAGGCAGGAGCCCUGUCUGUAGCUGUGAGUCAGCAUCACCAGGUCCAAAACAAAGUCCACAAGGGGCCAGAACACAACAGAAACGCAGGAACCGGGGCUCUGCAGAAGACGUCGACCACCACAAGAGAGUUUCUCUUGGAAGUGAUCGAUUAGUCCCAAAAGAAAUAAUAGUGGAAAAAAGCACAGCUGUCAGGGUUUUGCCAACCUCAGAGCUGUCAGAUCCGGGGUUACUUUUGAAACAAGGUUUGGCAAAAACGGCAUCUAAUGAAGAGUUGCAUGUUUUGGAAAAUCUCUCCUCCGGACAUCUUACAAAAAAUCAGCCAGGGCAGGCACAGCAAAUCGGCUCAGCCACAAACACUGAAAGAUUAUUAUCUGCAAUCCGGAGCAGCCCAACCAAGAAAAGAAAGAAGUACGAAAGAGGCCACUAA
Molecule: messenger RNA, 1482 nt
Organism: Odobenus rosmarus divergens (Pacific walrus)
Lineage: Eukaryota; Metazoa; Chordata; Mammalia; Carnivora; Odobenidae
Gene: SLX4IP
Product: SLX4 interacting protein
Exons: 9
Coding region: 1-1482 (493 amino acids)
Source: RefSeq, a predicted model, not a curated record